Messenger RNA from Lactuca sativa (garden lettuce), 1026 nucleotides. RefSeq lists its product as uncharacterized. The record is from RefSeq and is a predicted model, not a curated record. NCBI's taxonomy places the organism in Eukaryota, Viridiplantae, Streptophyta, Magnoliopsida, Asterales, Asteraceae.
AGAAUACCAGACUCGCUCAAAGUUAGAAAACCUUUUUGAAUUUUGCGUUUUGCAAUGCCUAUAAAUAGCCAAGUCUCCUGCUCUUGUUUGUACCACACAACUCAUUUCAUUGUAUCGUAUUAGUCUAAAACACACAUAUAUACAUUGAGCUCACAACUCAUAUUGCAUUGCUUGAGAACAUAUACACAACACAACUGAGGUACUCUAGUCCUACAGAGUUUGAAGAUGGCAAACUCAAAGUCAAAGAUCAUAGCCAUUGCAUUCUUGGUGUUAUUUAUUGUGGACCUUGGGUUUGCUGCUAGAUCGUCUAAGAAGAUCGAUGGUCAAGGGGGAGGAGGUGGCGGUGGUCAAGGAGGAGGAGGUGGUGGUGGUUCUGGUGUUGCAGAGAAUGGCCAGGGUUCCGGGUCAGGUUAUGGAUCAGGGAGUGGCUCUGGAUACGGAAGUGGUGGUGGAGGUAGAGGAGGAGGUGGUGGAGGAGGAGGCGGUGGUGGUGGUGGUGGUGGAGGUGGUGGAGGGUCAGCAAGCGGUAGUGGAUCAGGCUCAGGCUAUGGGUCUGGAAGUGGUUCAGGAUAUGGUUCAGGUAGCGGCAAGGGUGGAGGUGGUGGCGGUGGUGGUGGAGGCGGUGGUGGUGGUGGCGGCGGUGGAAGUGGGAAUGGGUCAGGAAGUGGUUCAGGGUAUGGCAGUGGUAGUGGUUCUGGAUAUGGAAGUGGUGGCGGUAAAAAUGGUGGUGGUGGUGGUGGUGGUAGCGGCGGCGGUGGAGGUGGUGGAGGUGGCCGUAAUGGGCAAGGUUCAGGAUAUGGGAGCGGCUCUGGAUAUGGAGAGGGAUAUGGAUCAGGAUAUGGAGGUGAUGAUGACGGUGGUUAUAAACCAUAAACCAAAUUUUCAACAAUAAAAUUAUUACUAAAAGAAAUUUAAUUUCUCAUAUUAAUCAGUUUAUGGUAUCAGUAAGCCGAAUAAUAAAUUGCAUCAAAUUCAUAUUUACUUGUAAGAAUUUGCAUGAUUAUAAGAAGUUCCUCAUUUUGUGUA